AUGGGGUUCAUAACAGUUGUGUUUCAUCUUCUGCUUCACACUGUUGGGUUGUGCAGUGGAGGUUCCACAAGUCAAUAUGUGAGGAAAGCUGAACCCGCCAUUGACAUCCCACUUGAGCUCUUCCCUCAACCUUCUGGCUAUAAUGCCCCCGAGCAGGUUCACAUAACGCAAGGAGAUCUUGUAGGUCGGGGUGUGAUCAUAUCAUGGGUGACGCCAGUAGAGAGACACCCCAAUGUAGUGACCUAUUGGGAAGAUGGCAAACAAGAUGAAAAGCACAAGACUCAUUCUAUAACCACUUCUUACAGAUACUACAAUUAUUCCUCUGGCUAUAUUCACCAUGCCACCAUAAAAAAAUUAAAUUACGACACAUUGUACUUUUAUGAACUUGGAAAACAGAACGUAACCCGUCGAUUCUCCUUCACAACUCCUCCCAAAGUAGGACCUGACGUUCCCUAUACAUUUGGCAUUAUGGGUGACUUGGGGCAAACAUAUGCCUCAAAACAGACUCUGGACCAUUAUGUAUCAAACCCAAAGGGUCAAGCUGUGUUGAUGGUUGGUGAUCUUUCAUAUGCAGAUCAUUACCCUUUUCAUGAUAACAGGAGGUGGGAUUCAUGGGGCCGAUUUAUCGAGAAGAGUGCUGCAUAUCAGCCAUGGAUCUGGACUGCUGGCAACCAUGAGCUUGACUUUGCCCCUGAGAUUGAAGAAUAUACUCCUUUCAAGCCAUAUAUGCAUAGGUACCAUGUACCCUACAGGGCAUCCCAGAGUACAUCCCCUCUUUGGUAUUCUAUUAAGCGUGCAUCGGCAUAUAUCAUUGUGUUAUCUUCUUACUCUGCCUAUGGUAAAUAUACUCCACAAUACAAAUGGCUUAAGCAAGAGCUCCCCAGGUUAACAGGGCCGAGACACCAUGGCUAA
Ilex paraguariensis (yerba mate) is the source of this 912-nucleotide messenger RNA. The record is from the annotation of a GenBank genome assembly. NCBI's taxonomy places the organism in Eukaryota, Viridiplantae, Streptophyta, Magnoliopsida, Aquifoliales, Aquifoliaceae.